Messenger RNA from Pistacia vera, 1175 nucleotides. RefSeq lists its product as uncharacterized. The record is from RefSeq and is a predicted model, not a curated record. The transcript is spliced from 8 exons. Lineage: Eukaryota; Viridiplantae; Streptophyta; Magnoliopsida; Sapindales; Anacardiaceae. The coding region runs from base 6 to 938 and encodes 310 amino acids.
AUCCCAUGAAAGCAAAGAAGAAAACGGCAGAGCCAGCGAGAAAACCUCGGCCUUCUCUCACUCUAACGACCGCAAAACCGAAGACUUUACGUCCCUACUUGCGGUCAAUCCCUAAUUGGAGAUGGAAAAAUGUGUUGUUUUUGAAGAAUUCAUUCACAGCACCAGCUUUGUCAACCCAAUGUUCUGCUUUUUUUCAUUCGACACCUACUUCAUGUGAAAAAGGGAAGAACAAAUGGAAUGCUUUUGCUGAUGAGAGUAGAGCUCAACAACCAUCUAAGACUUCUAUAAGAUAUACAAUACGUCAAAAGCGUGCCGAUGCCAAGAAAGCUUUAAAAGAUCUUCUUUUCACAAGUGAAUCGACAAGAGUCUCAUUUCAGAAUAAAGACCACCCAAUAUGGAAAUUCGAUGGGAAAAGCGGAUGGGAUGCUGAAUUGGAUACGAAAGGCAGACCUAAUUCUUCUUCUAGACAUUUAGGGAAAUCUGCCCGUAAGAAAAUGAAACGUAAGUUGAAAAGAGAGAGUGUUCCUGAGGAUUUUGAUGAUCCCGAAUCAAUUUUCCAAGAAAGAUUCAGGAGCAAAUGGUAUACUUGGAGUUACCAUCGACGGGAGGACUCCUCUUUCCAAAGUUCAUCAUCUGGAUUUGAGUGGCGAGAGCACUCAAACAGGACAAACCAAAGAACUAAAAAUUGGAAGACUCUAAGUGACACCGAGUCUGAUGACGAGUUUUGUGGUGUAGGAUCAUAUUCUGACAGAAAAAUCCUCGGCCUUCCUCGAAGAGGUCCUUUAAAGAUAGAAGAUGUUAAAAAUGCAUUCCGCUUAUCAGCUUUAAAAUGGCAUCCAGAUAAACACCAAGGCCCUUCACAGGCAAUGGCUGAAGAAAAAUUCAAAUUGUGUGCGAAUGCAUACAAAUCACUCUGUGAUGCUCUCUCCUCAGUUUGAAGUUUAGGAAUUUGUCAAAAUCAUGUAGCUUCUAGCAAGCUUUUCUUUUCAAAAAGGGAUUGACAGCGAUCAAGGAAAGAUGUACGUUUUUUUUUUUCUUUUCGCCUCACUGUAUGAUUAACUUCAAUUUUUUUUAUCCGUUUUUCUCUGCUCCAUAGCAAUGUACUAGGAUAACAUUUCUGACAUUGCGCUGAUUCACUGGUGCAAGUUGAAUAAAAUAUAAAAUUAAUAGACUUU